This is a messenger RNA of Vanessa tameamea, 644 nucleotides long. RefSeq names its product Ribosomal protein S12 (gene RpS12). The transcript has 5 exons. Gene Ontology annotation, molecular function: structural constituent of ribosome. Gene Ontology annotation, cellular component: cytosolic small ribosomal subunit; ribosome. NCBI's taxonomy places the organism in Eukaryota, Metazoa, Arthropoda, Insecta, Lepidoptera, Nymphalidae. Gene Ontology annotation, biological process: translation. The record is from RefSeq and is a predicted model, not a curated record. The coding region runs from base 176 to 595 and encodes 139 amino acids.
GUCUUUUUCCGGUGCGCAAGGUAAAGUGUCAAAGAGUUUGUUGAAAGUUUUGCGAAAUCUGUAAAAAUUUGUGUGAUCUUUUCUAUUUAAGUGCAUUUUGAAAUAGUGCCAAUAUGUUACGAAGUCAUUCUACUUAUUUUAUUCCAUAUUUCAGGUUUACUACAAAUUUUAAACCAUGGCCGAUGUCGAUGUCGAGGUCCCCAACAACCCCGUCCUGAGCGGAGGGGCUAUGGAUGUGAACACAGCUUUACAGGAAGUUCUUAAGACUGCCCUCAUCCACGGCGGACUUGUGCACGGUCUCCACGAAGCUACUAAAGCUCUUGACAAGAGGCAAGCAGUACUCUGUGUAUUGGCUGAAAACUGUGAUGAGGCUGCAUACAAGAAAUUAGUGCAGGCCCUUUGCAAUGAGCAUCAAAUCCCACUUGUGAAGGUGGACAACAACAAAAAACUCGGUGAAUGGGCAGGUUUAUGCAAGAUCGACAAAGAUGGCAAGGCCAGGAAAAUUGUUGGAUGCUCAUGCGUUGUUAUCAAAGACUUCGGUGAGGAGACACCAGCGUUGGAUGUGCUCAAAGACUACUUAAAGUCUUCAAGCUAAUCCUUAGGUCUAAUGUCUAUAAAUAAACAAUAAAAAACCAAAAAAAUUA